This is a messenger RNA of Ectocarpus sp. CCAP 1310/34, 4216 nucleotides long. The record is from the annotation of a GenBank genome assembly. NCBI's taxonomy places the organism in Eukaryota, Phaeophyceae, Ectocarpales, Ectocarpaceae.
AUGCAGCAUGAGGCAGACAUGAUGCUGAGUUCAUCCACCAACCGCUGGCGGAAGCGGCCGCCAAACCAGGCCGGCGGCGCGACUGGCGGGGGUUCCGGUAGCAGCAGCCGGAGAUCCCCCAACACCACGGUGGCAGACCGGCGGCACCUUGACCCUCCUCCUGCCGUGUCCGUGGGCGCGCACUCGUCAAGUACGGGGGCGGAGCAGCAGCCGCAUCAGUUCUACUACCCGGCUACAGCAGGGGUCGGCGGCGGUGGCCAUCACCUUCCCGCGACGGCGACACGGCCGUUUGCAACGAACGCCGCCUGGGUAGUGAAACCCGCGUCCUAUUCGCUGCCGCCGUCGAACACGACGGCGGCGGCGGUGACGGCGGCGGCCCCAGCGCGCGCCCCUCCCUCCUCGUUGACCGAGCUCCACCCGGCUGAGGACCAGCAGCUUUCCCUUGCGCCCGGUCAGCAGCCGCCGUCGCAGCAGCCUCAGGCGGGAGGCCGUCGGAGACAAGGACGAGGCGGAUACAGAGGAUCAAUACCAUCACCACCACCACUAGCAACGCAGCAGUUCGAAACUUGCCGCCAGCAGCAACAACAACCACAGCAGCAGCAACCGCAGCCAAGCGGCGGCGGCGGCGGCGGCAACGGGAGGGGAAGCGCAAGCGCUGGCACGAUCGCAACCCUGAUCCUCGCCUCCCUGAUAACGUACGCCCUCUACAACGCCUCGGUGGAGGCCCUGGCGGGACAGCGGACGAGACUGUCAAUCCCCCGUCGCCACCCCUCCAGCGCUUCGGCGGGAGGAGCGAGCUUGAUCGGAACGUCCGGACGCGACGUACCUGCCGAGAUAGUCACCACGGGCGGCGCCGCUGGCGCCGCCGCCGCCGACAACACCGCGCUGCUCGAAGACGAAGACGACCAUCUUUCAGACGGUGGCAUUGGCUUCAAGGUCGAGUACUACGAGCGCGUGCCCACGGCGGUGUCGUGGGGGGGCGGCGCCAAUGGAGGGGAGGGGGGCGGCGGAGGAGCCGCGGUGGCCGGGUGGGGUAAGGGAGUGUCUGUGGUGACCGUGAGCGCGUGGCAGACCCUGGCGGCUCUCGGGUUCGGGUUUUUGAUGUCCAGGUUCUGGAGGCGUUUUAGGCGGCCGGAAGUUAGAGCGCUGAGCGACGGGGAGCGGACGCGGCGGAACAAGUUCCUGUUGGUGUUCGCAGCGGCGCACCUGGCGGGGACCGGGCUGGAGUACCACGGCUACGGCGUCAUCGGUGCGGCAGCGGCGGAAGUUCUGCGCUCCACCGAAGCAGCGUGCUUCUGCCUCUUGAGCCUGAACGUGGGCAUGCAGCGACCGGGAUUGGCAUCGGUGCCCACCCUGCUGCUAGCCCUUGGCCUCGCGCUAGCGGCCACCCCGACAGCGGGGGACCUAAGGGCCGGGUGGGGGGGGCUCCGCGCGAGCCUGGCGGCCAACAUACUCCUCGCCGUUCGCGCCAUCGCGGCUAAGAUGGCGCUCGACGACUACGGCCUAGAUGAGAUAUCGGCGCUCUUUUCGGGGGCUACGAUGACCGCGGGUCUCCAGUCCUUGAUUUUGUUAGUAGUGGAAGUGCCUCGUGCCGCCGCCGGCCUUUCUCCUCGCCUGCUGCCUCACCUUUGGGGGGUGGGAGUUAUGGAAAUAGACCGCCAGCAGCCUGGGGGGCCCGUCUUGUCCGGCGAGGGGGCAGGGAUAGGGGUCGGGGAUGCGGGCGACUGGGGGGAGGGGAGGGAGAGGGCGCGGCUGGCGUGCCUACUGCUGGCGAACGGGGUGUUCCUGUACGGGCACCUGCUGGUGCUGUUCGCUCUGCUGUCGAGGCUCUCGGCCACCAUGUUCGCGAUCUCUAGUGGGUACGUGCACGCUGCGCUGGUGUUCGUGCUGCUGCUGGCCCUCAGAGGCUCCGCCGCUGGCCCUCGAAUGGUGGGGAUGUCUCUCGCCACGCUCGCUGUCUCGGCUCAUUUCUACCGGGCCUACGUCCGGGGAAGGGCGACGUCCUCCCUCCUGAACUCUGCGGACAACGCCGACGGCCUCCCGUGCGAUGCCGACGACGGCGGCGAGGCCGGGGGCGAUGCAACCGCCGCCACCGGCGGCGAACAGGAAGUCAUCUCCUUCGUGCCCCCUUCCCCUCCCCCCCACCGCCGCAGGCUGCCCCGGCUCCUUCGCCGCGAUAAUGACACACCGCCGGCAGCGGCGGCUCCGCUUUCUUCUUCCUCCUGCUCCUCCUCGUACUCGGGCCCGGCGGGCGGCGACGGUGGUAGGCGAGAGGAUCAUUUUUCGUCUCCCCCCGGCUGUCGCCCCGCGGUUGGGAUGACUGCAGGCGGAGGAGGAGGAGGAGGUAAGCCGGGUCUUUUUGUCCCGCUGCUCGGGACCAAGCUCGGCGACCGGAGGCGUGGGGUGGACGGCAGCGGCGGCGGCGGCGGCGGCAGCUGGGGUGGAAGCACCAACAGCAGCAGCUUGAGUGCCCCCGCCGCCGCCGCCGCCGCGGACGGCGAUGGGGCGCCCCCGUCCGGUUUCGCGUGGAGGUGGAUGGGGCUGAGGCCUUCGGAGUCGGCGGUAACGCCUCCUGUCGUUUCUGCCGCCGGGCAACUAGCGGACAAGCGGCAGCAGCAGCAGCGGCUUGAAGACGGUGUCGGCGAUGUCGGCAUCGAUGGCAACUUCGGCUUGCCGUCCCGUCAGCUUGACCACCACGGCGGUAGUGAGGUGCUGUCCCCACCGGCAGCUUUCGCUACCGCUUCCGCUGACUCCUUCGCCGCUGACGGUUCUCGAGGCCAAGACGGCGGUGACUAUGCCUGCGAGGGCCGAAGAAAGGCCCGCAGUCCCCAAUCGGGGAACCAUGAUUUUCCCACGGAGACCUUCGUGGGAGUAGAAGGAACAGUUGAGACUGCGCCAAGGAGAUUUGGUGCACCGUCACCAGGAUCACAGCAGCCUUACCCUCCAGUCUCCGCUUCCUCGAACAGCAACAGCAGCAGCAGCAGCACCGCCGGUAGCAGGUCUACCGGACUGCUGCAGCAGCAGCAGCAGCGGCGGCGGCGGUCCGCUUCGCGAAGCGUCCCGUUCGAACCUCCUCCUCCGUCGUUCAGCUCCCCCGCGAUCGCUGGAACUGCUACAACCGCCAGCAACAGUGUUGCCUUCGCUGCCCGCCGAGCUGGUGCGCCGCCUACAACCGCACCGGCGGGGUAUCCGUCGACGACGGCGGCGGCCGCUGGGGGCGGACGGUGGGGAGAGGAGCCUUCCGAAGGUGUCUCUCUUCCAGCCGGCCGCCGCGGGAGCGGACACGGCUUAGGGGGAACGGCGGCGGGCGUGCCUCGCCCCUUCCGCCGCCUCGGUGGCGACUACGUCGCCGGCCCCCGCGAGGAGGAAGGGGGGAUCGCCGCAGGAUUCCGUGGGGCCACCGUGGGUGGAGGUAGUCGUGGUCUCCGAACGGAGGACGGAGAAGGCGGGGCCGGUGGUCGGCAGGUUUCGGGUACGGGGGCGACGCUGUCGUCGCCGUCGACGUCCUCGUCAUCGUUCUCGCUGAACGGCUUCGAGGUGAUCGACAAAGAGGAGGACAUGUGGACCUGAUCGGCUCUCGAUGUAUUCCUGAUGAGGUCUCGAGCGAUAAAUCCCGAAGCUCUCCACACAGCACUAAAUGUCGCCUCGCGUACGACGUUACGUUAGGCCCGCGUACAGCGUUAUGUUAGGUAUAUGUAAGGUGGUGCUGAUAUCGAUCGGUUGAUUGAUUCUGGGGCUGUCGGUGCGUCAGACUAGAUUAGGUAUGUACCACUGUCGUGACAAACUUUCGAGGGUGAGUUGAGGGGAUAGUGUCAGAAGGUCGGCAACUGGAUGCCCAUCAGAUAUUCAUGGCCAGAUCGAGCUCUGUGCGUUAUGAUUGAACGGUUUGAGCCAAAUUUUGUUUGCGCUGGAAAGUCGAGUCCGAUAAUAUUUCAAGCUUUCUUUGUUUUGUUUUUUGCUUGUGACGGAGGAGACACGGCGUCGUUGACUCGAAUUGUGGAAUUUUUCGAAUGUACAUGGGCUUUGUCGGAAUUGGUGCGUGCAAUUGUCGUUUUCUCGAUGGUAUCGAUGGGUGAGGAGCGGAUGUCCGGUCUCCAGCGGGCGAAGGAUGAUCGUUGUCGCAUGUAGAUUGCUCGUGGAAUACGCAGUCUAACCCGACUCAUUCUUGAAUGGGACGUUCAUUCGCUCGUCUGUGCGGUAACAACGAAUUAUUAUG